UGAGCGACGCCGUGGAGGAGAAAGACAAGGCAUUGAACAAAACAUACAAUGGCGACGGCGGCGACCACAGCAGGCGGAACAGGCUCAGGCGGACCGGCUACCGGCCCCGUUGGUGGCGGUACCGCUGUGGGACGAAAGAAAGACGGCGGUCCUUCAGCGAAAUUCUGGGAGGGUUCGGAGACGGUAUCCCAGUUCGAGACGGUGCGGCUGUGGAUCGGAAAGCACUACAAAAAGUAUGUCCAGAAUGACUCCCCAUCCAGUAAAUCUUUGGCGGGUCUGGUGGUUCAGCUGCUGCAGUUUCAGGAGGAUGCAUUUGGACGCAGGGUUAACAAUCCUGCUCUCACCAAGCUGCCUGCUAAGUGUUUCCUGGAUUUUAAGGCAGGAGGUGCCCUCUGUCACAUCCUGGGGUCCGUCUACAAGUUCAAGAGCGAGCAGGGGUGGCGUAGAUUUGACCUGCAGAACCCCUCCCGCAUGGACAGGAAUGUGGAAAUGUUCUUAAAUGUGGAGAAGAACCUGGUCCAGAACAACUGCUUGACUAGGCCCACUGUGUACCUGUCCCCUGACAUCGAGCAGAAACAAGCCAGUAAGCUUAAAGACAUCAUUAAAAGGCACCAGGGCUCCAUCACUGACGAUAAGUCAAAAGCUACCCACCAUAUUUACCCCUCUCCACCCCAACAAGAAGAAGAGGAGUGGCUUCGUCCGGUCAUGAGGAAAGACAAGCAGGUGAUGGUGCACUGGGGCUACUUUCCAGACAGCUAUGACACCUGGGUAUCAGUCAGCGAGGUGGACGGGGAUGUGGAGGACCCACCCAGCACUGACAGACCAUGGAAGGUCCAUGCCAAGUGGGUGUUAGACACCGACGCUUUCAACGAGUGGAUGAAUGAAGAAGACUACGAGGUUGAUGAGAACAAGAAGCCUGUUAGCUUCCGCCAGAGGAUCUUCCCUAAGGAAGAGGAGUCUUCCCGUACACCCGAUCGAAAGGAGCGCAAGGCCAACUCUGCCGGCAAGAAGAGGAGGCGCUCACCAUCGCCGCCCAGCACUCCAGCUGAAUCCCGCAAGAAGGGAGGAAAGAAGGGGAACCCAGGCCCUCACUGGAAGCGACGGGGCCACAGAGGCGAAGAGGAGGACACGGAGGAAGACUUGUCCAAGGACAUGGAUGACUCCUCGGCUGGAGCUAGCAUGGAGGAGGGCAGCAUGUCCAAGAAUUCAAAUUCAAAGAAGGACAACGAGAAUACUCCGAUGAAAGGAGACUUGGAUGACAUGGAGGAUGACUCUGUGCUGUCUGGUGGAAAGGACGAUGAGGAGCAGGGAAAAACUGAAGUGAACAGACUGAUCGAUUCUAGCGAGGACAACGUGACCGAACAGACUCAUCACAUCAUCAUCCCCAGCUACAGCGCCUGGUUUGACUACAACUGCAUCCAUGAGAUUGAGAGACGAGCUCUGCCCGAGUUCUUCAAUGGAAAGAACAAGUCCAAAACUCCAGAGAUAUACCUGGCCUACCGUAACUUCAUGAUUGACACGUAUCGACUGAACCCUCAGGAGUACCUCACCUCCACCUCCUGUCGCAGGAACCUAACCGGGGACGUCUGUGCCAUCAUGAGGGUUCAUGCAUUCUUGGAGCAGUGGGGUUUGGUGAACUACCAGGUUGACCACGAGAGUCGCCCCUUGCCCAUGGGCCCCCCACCCACUCCUCACUUCACUGUCCUGGCUGACACACCAUCUGGCCUGAUGCCUCUGAACCACAGACCUCCACCGAUUCCCCCUCCUCAGCAAAUGCCUAACUUCAUGGACAAAGCUAAAGACAAGGCCAUCGACCUGCAAAACUUUAGUCUUCGCUCUGACCUCUACAGCAAGAAAAACAUCAAGGGAAAAGCAUCAAACUCCACCAGGGACUGGACUGAGCAGGAGACUCUGCUGCUGCUGGAGGCCCUAGAGAUGUACAAAGAUGACUGGAACAAAGUGUCUGAGCACGUUGGUUCACGCACACAAGACGAGUGUAUCCUGCACUUCCUGCGGCUGCCCAUCGAGGAUCCAUACCUGGAGAACACUGAGGCCUCCCUUGGUCCUCUGGCUUACCAGCCCAUACCCUUCAGCCAGUCUGGAAACCCUGUCAUGAGCACAGUAGCCUUCCUAGCCUCUGUGGUCGACCCCAGAGUGGCGUCAGCAGCUGCAAAGGCAGCUCUAGAGGAGUUCUCUCGUGUACGUGAGGAGGUGCCAGCUGAGCUGGUGGAGGCACACGUGAAGAAAGUGCAGGAGGCAGCCAGAAGCACAGGAAAGGUCGACCCUGCCUUCGGCUUGGAGAGCAGCGGCAUCGCUGGCACCGCCCCCGAGGAGCCAGAAAAGACUGAAACCCCAGAGGCAGAGAAGAUGGACACAGACUCCGACUCCCAACAGGCUGAUAAGGCGGAGUUGAAGGACGAGGCAGAGAAGCCCAGCGAGUCUGCAGAGAAGAGCAGUGACAAAACGGAGGCUGCAGAGAAGGUGAAGAAGGAGGGAGCCGAAUCCUCAGAGCGCGAGGAAGAGAGCGAAGACGGAGGGGAGGCCAAAACAGCCUCAGCAGACAAGGACAAGGAGGAGGCUAUGGAGACGUCAUCCUCAGACCAGGAGAAGGAAAAGGAGGAGAAGACGUCAACAGAGGAGGGAGACGACAAGAGGAAGAAGCUGGAGCACGACAUCGGAGAGGGGAACAUCGCCACUGCAGCUGCUGCUGCCCUGGCAUCUGCUGCCACUAAGGCCAAGCACUUGGCGGCCGUGGAAGAGAGGAAGAUCAAGUCCCUGGUGGCUCUGCUGGUGGAGACACAGAUGAAGAAGUUGGAGAUCAAGCUGAGGCACUUUGAGGAGCUCGAGACCAUCAUGGACCGCGAGAAAGAGGCUUUGGAGCUCCAGCGGCAGCAGCUGCUCACCGAGCGUCAGGCCUUCCACAUGGAGCAGCUCAAAUAUGCUGAGAUGAAGGCGAGGCAGCAGAUGGAGCAGCAAGCUGCCGCCGCAGCUGCAGCUGCCGCCCAGGCCCAAGGACAGGCGUCUGGACCUGGAUCUGGACCUGGACCCCAUCCAGGGCCCCCGCCACCAGGCAUGCAUCCCGGUGGGCCCCAGCCACACCACGGGGCACCAGUGCCACACCACGGAGGGCCCCCACCAGGCGGUGCAAUGCACCCAAGCUAUCCUCCGAUGGGUCACCACCCAAUGGCCCCCCACCACCCGGGACAGACAGGACCAAUGGGACCAGGUCAGCCCAUGCCGGGACGUAUGAUGCCUGGCCCGCCUACUGCCGGCCCUCCCCCUGGGGGCAUGCCUCCCAUGAUGCCCCCUCGUCACCCUGGAGCUCCUAACGGCAUGUACCCCGGCCCUCCUCCUGCACAGCCUGACCCGAUACCUCCAGUUCCUGUGGGUCCUCCAGCGCCCCCUAGUGCUCGAGGGCCUGACAAUUAAGACCUAACACACAAACACACACAAAAACACAACUAAAGCACACACAAAAAGCUAUCUCUGAACCUCAGCCCCCAGUAUCGAUGGCCUUUGCUACUGGCUCUUUUUUAGCCCUCAACACCCAAAAGCUACCAUAAACAUCAUCACAGACACGGACAGACACACACUCAGGGUUCAGCAGUAAGGUAACCCUAUUUAACACAGACACAGACAUGCAGACUUCCUCUCAGGGCACAGCGGCAAGGGUGGUCUAGUAAUAAACACUGUUUUCUGCUCUGUAGGGCCAGAUGGAGGCUGCACAGAAUGACUCUGUACAAAAUAAGGAGACAAAAGAGAUAAAACUUGAUCUGUCUCGCUUUUUUCAAUGAGUUUGAUUAGACACUGUAACCCCCCACACAAAGAAACACACACCUCCUCUUGUCUGCUGCCUCUUUCUUAAAGCCAAACACUAGGGGGAGCUGGUGAGACAAAAGGACAGCCAGACAUGAAGGGUGUGUGCUGAAAAAUCAGAGCUGUUACACACGAAGCAGGCAGAUUAAAUACAGAUAAAACAUAAACACAGAGGGGCCCAGCCUCUUGUCCCGUCAAGUAUCUACCUCUCGCUCCUCUUUUUAUGAUACACUGUAAGUCUGUGCGUGGGUGAACGUGUGUUCAACAUAGAGGGAUGUUGGAUGGCCUUUCGAUUGUCUGUUUCCUCUGAUAAAAGUGUGUGCCUCUUAAAACAUCACUUAUCCAUCUGAGACUUCUGCAUUAAUACGAAAAGACUUAAGAAAUUCAGUUGUCUUUGGGUUAUAAAAGGACAUAUUGGUGCAACAACAAAUCAAUUAUUAGACCAUAUUUUAAAAAUACCAACUAUUCCAAUUAUUGCAUUUUGAAUUCAUUCAUAUCUUAAGUAGUUGUGACUGAAUUUAUUUCAACUAUGCUCCUUAAAUUCGAUUUUUCUUGUGUUUUUAACUCUAUUAUAUCAGCAAACUUGAGAUAAAUGGGUUAAAGACAAACAAGACAUUAGAGGGGCUCAUCUUUAGACUUUAGAGACCAAACUACAUGUUAAAUAUUGAGAAAAUAAUCAGAGAAACAAGGUUAUUUAAGAUAUUAAUGAUUGGCACAGCCUUCUGCCUCUCAGAAGCGUUAACACUGAAGUAAGGUGGCAGGGAUGUAGACCAAAAAUCACAUCAAAUGUUUUCCCAUGUAAAUAGAUGAGAUCUUUUUUAUACUACCAAAGUUAUAAACCUUGACAUGAGUCGAGAAAAAAAAUCAACAUUUCAACAAAAUUAGUAGUCUCAUUUUUUAUCCUCAAAAGUAACAAACAUUUGCAAUGUUUCUGCGCAUUAGGUCAAAAAUUUUCUACAUCAGGUGUUGCAGAAUGAUAAAAUCUCCAUCAUUUUAACAAUUGGUGAAAUCAAAAGAACAGAAACUUUAUAGUCUUAGUCAAAUAUGUAACAUGCAGGGGAGGAGCGUUGCUGAAAUUGCACAAAUACAUUGGAAACAUUUGGAAAAAUGGGAGUUCCACCCACUUUUCCAAACAUAUUUGUGCAAUUUGGAUAGUGUGCAGGCAUUUGCCUGUAAUUUCUGAAAGUUAUAAACAAUGAAUUAUUUAGUAUAGGGUGCCUAGUAAUUCUUUUUUUGUUAUCUCAAACAAGUAUCUGUUUUUUUUUUUGUCUUGUUAAUGCUCCAGAAAUAAAAAGAAUGAUGACCUCUAAUUAGGACUGCGAUGAUGCAUUUGUUUAACAUUAGCCGCUGGCAAAUGAUGUUGAAAUGAACCAAUAUUAGAAAUGGAUAUUGUCUUGUAUCAAUUUAAUUCGGACAUUUAGCCUACCUAUUUGCUUAAUUGAAGAAUGUGACCUGUUGUACAAAUACUGAUCUGUUUCUGUGAAAGAAAAUGUUGGUACAGUGGGAGUGUUACACCAAAAAAAGCAGAAAAACAUCAAUAUUAACCCUGAUUUUUUCAGUCAGUGCAGCUCUAUUUCUGAAUUACAUUUCAAAUACUUUAUUUUAACAUCAAUUAGUAUAUUUUAGAGGCCUUUGAUCUGGCAUCAAUUUGUAUUUAUUUACUAAAUCAACAUAUCAGUUUAAACAAUACCGGCUACCUGGUAUCUCAUUUGACAAAAUAUCAGUAUAUCUUAAUAACUCAAGACGUUCACAAGCCCUCCCCUCAAGUUUGACAUGUAUCAACCUGUUUGACAUGAAUCAUCCUGUAGCUUAACCUGAAGAAGAAAGCACCUGGAUAAAUCUUAUAUAAAAGGGCACAGUCUGAUCUGCAGGACUGCACUGACUUUUGACUGAAACUGGCCUUUUUGACUGAAUUUUCUGCAGCAUCUGUGCUGUUCAUACUUAUGACAUGAUUCUUGUCUAAGGAUUCCUAAAUAUAUGGUUAAAUCAGUUUUUUCCUAAACAGCUGCACUGUGCAGCUGUGAGUUUAAGUUAUGCAAAAAAAAGUAAAUGGUAUUUUUGUUGGGAACCAUUUUUAGUGAUGGAUUAUUUAGCAUCUGGUGAGUUUUCCUGGCAGCGCACUAAUGUAUGUGGGAUUUACCCAAAAUAACCCACAGUGUUUGUGUUCAUGGUAAUGAAGGAACAGAAACUGUGUGGCUCAGAGAUGAAUAUUAAAAAAGAUUUGGGACAAAAAAUGAGUCCACAGCACAGAGGAAGAAAGUACAUUACACUAAUCACAGAAUCCCAAACAUUGCAUUAGACUUUUCCGGUGUUUUCAACCUCUACGUCUCAUUAUCUCAGCACUGUUUUUCACAUUAUUAUGAGGUUUCAACAAUUUCCAGAAUGAUCAUAGUGACACAAGCGUUGUUAUCUUGAUGUAACAAGAUAAAUAAGUUGUGAUCUUGAGAAAACAAGACAAAUUUCAUUGUUAGCAUGGAAAAAUGAGGUUAAAAGAAGGGGAAUGUAUGUCUGCAGAGGCUUCCACUACAAUCAAACUCAUUUGAUCCUUUAAACAUUAAUGCAAAAGUCUGAGACUGGGUCAGAUUACUAGAAGGAGAACAGACAGCACAGUCAUCCCUCUCUCUGUCACACACUAACACACACAGAAAAGUAAGCUAAUCUGAGGCUCACACUGGAGGCUGCGUGCAUACAGACUUGGCCAGACCCUGCCACAAAGCACUGGAAGACCACACACACAAACAUAACGAUACACACGUACAUCUAAUCUCCUGCUGACCUUAACGCAGCCUUUCAGAGAGGAAGACGCUGCGACGCGGCUCGACUGAAACAUACCAACAUGAAUGACGCUCUUCCUCAGUGCGGUGGGCUUCUAGAUGUUUUUUAGGUGCUGAUACUGUAGCGAAUAAAAAAAAAACCCUUCCCCUGCAAAAACUGCAACACUUCUGCUCACGAUAUCCCAAGCUUACUGCUGCCUACCUCGCUAACCCCACCUCACUAAUACUUACCUUCAAUCUGUCUCUUUAGCCACGGGAAAACGAAGCAAUAUCCUCAUUCCUGUGAGUCAGAUAUUUAAAACACUGCAGCACAACAUAAGAAGCAAUCAUGUUUUCACUAAUUCUGCAUCCGGUCAUGUUGCAGUAUGUGUGUAGACAUGCAAAAAGUUUACCAGACAUUUAUCUACAGUGCUAAACUAAUUACUAAUUAGUGGGGAUGGACUUGUAUUUAAUAGUUAGACAGCUGAAAAUUUACUUGACAAGAAAACAAAGAUAGAUGUACAACUUUCACAAGUGCCUGACUGUGAUUUGGCGUAACUGCUAGACCGUGACUUUAGCACUCCUGAAAGCUGUUUUCUAACCACCAUUAUAAAACAAAAGAAGUAAGCUGAGGCCAAUUCUCUUACUUUACUUCUCUUAACCUAAACAAUCUCAUGUAAACUGGCUGAUAAAACAUAUUUCACCUUGGCUGCAAGAGAAAUUGAUUGUUUUGCAAGUUAAAAUUGGUGCGAAGCAAUGCUAAAUCUGUUAGCCCAUUAAAAGCAAUUUUCAUUAUGUGUCAGCAUCAAGCUAAAAAAUUAAAAUAUAUGUAGAUGACAUCAGUAAGGAACUCAAGAUGUGGGGCGGGAAGUGAUUUCCUCAUACAGAAGCACUAUCAAAAUGACAAUUUAUUUGCUUUUUACAGCCUUGCCAACUGUUCAACAUGGUGAAAGAAACAAAAUUAAUCUACUUUGGACUCCCAAAAGUAGCAAAACAUAAAGGCAAAUAGUUUACAAAGCUCCAAGAGAAACUGAUGCUUGUGUUUGGUCUGUUUCUGCCAAGCAGUCUGGUUUGGCACAGUAAACCUCAUCGCAACCAAGAUCUGUAUCCUUGAGCUCACUCUGUAGUAAGAGCCAAUCUUUUGGCUCCUGAACGGCUUUCAUUUGGCAUCAGUUUGACUUUUAAAAUUGGUAUGAAAUAGCAGAAAUGGAAGAAAGGAAAAUGGCUCUCAAAUGGGAGGCAGCUCCUUCUGUUCGUGUUUUGUAGAAAAAGCUUAACUUGGUUGCCUACCCUGCAAGGUUUAUUUGGUUGAAAGUGUUAUAAUUAAAAGCAUGUGCAUGACAAAACAAGGGGGAAAAGCGGUUGAAGUGGCACAGCUAUCUUCUUAGCUAUGUACAAGACUCUUGUCUCCCUUCUUCUGGCUGGACAUGCAGUAGGACAUCUACAGGAUGAAGUCAUAUGUGACAUUUACGGCAAACAAAGCCGUUAUUUUGUUAAUUUUUAAACAACAGCAGCGUGCAGGUCCAGCUUGGACUAAAAUGUACAAACAUUCCUCCAUUCCCGUUGAUUCCUAGCAACUUCCUGCCCCUGGUCUAACUUUAGUGCAUCAUUUGGAUCACGUGUCUGCAUACAACCUUGACGUUUCGGUCCAUCUGUUAGAACUUCAGGCUUUCUACAACUAUUGAAUGUUAACUUCCCUUGAAAUGUACAUCCCUACUAAUUAGUUAAUCACUUUUUUUUUGCUUCUGCAUUUUACCAUUCCUUUCCAAGCAAAAUGACUGCACACGAUCUCAUGUUCCAGCUUUCCGACUGAGUUUGUCAUACAUGAUAAUUAACUAGAUUGUUUGAAGCCGUUCUGACACAAAAACACACAUUUGAAAAAGUCAUCUUGGGUUUGAGUAGCUUUUAAAGACACACGUUCUCUCAUGCCACACUGGCAUUAAUUUGUCUCCUAAUUGGUGAAAUAAUCUGCCCUAUUUAUUGUUAAUAUUUAGUGCUUGUUAAUGAAUAUGUUUGAGAAGUGUUCAUCAGAUGUCAUCAAUUUGCUUCAAUUAGCUCCCAUUCAUGACUUGAACUCGCUUGACUCGUGUAGUUACUUUAAGAGCCUUAAAAAGAUUAUUUCACUUAUAAAAAGAUCAAUAAUCCUAACCUGAAUCUGCCCACUCAUUUUCCAAUAUGGUGCACCACACGGGUUAAAGAUACAGCUCGAUUUAAUGACUCCUCUCCCUCUUUCGCUAGCACUGUUAGUAUCUCUGCUACCUCUUCCUCGCUCAUCUGCUAGCUACCUCUUUUAGAAAUCUUCCUCUUGCUAUCUGCUACCUCUCUGCGCACCCCUUCGCUACCUCUCGUUCCCAUUUUUCUUUUCUUUGAUCUUUUCUUUUCCCGCCCACGUGACUGCUGCAUCACCGACUCCCACCGCCCGCUUCUCCCUGUUUGUCGGAGGAAGAACACACAUGAAAACACACGUAUGGUCAUUUCACGCAUCCUCCUUUCCCCCAUUCAGGCUUGUUAUAUAACGUCACUUAAAUAUGACAGGAAUCCCCUCACAUAUAUUAUCUUUAAUCGAUACUUUUUGUGUUGAUGGUAAUGUAUUUUUAAGGAGAAGUUUUGUGUAGAUGGAAGUUAUCUCUGUUCUUUUGAAGUUUGUAGCAUUUGUUUUCUUUUUUUUUAUUUUGUAUGGGGUCUGUUGGUACUUGGACCUAGACACUGUCAAAUAA
This is a messenger RNA of Cheilinus undulatus (humphead wrasse), 9286 nucleotides long. It is a transcript of the gene smarcc1a, whose product is annotated as SWI/SNF related, matrix associated, actin dependent regulator of chromatin, subfamily c, member 1a. Gene Ontology annotation, biological process: positive regulation of DNA-templated transcription. The record is from RefSeq and is a predicted model, not a curated record. The coding region runs from base 49 to 3429 and encodes 1126 amino acids. Gene Ontology annotation, cellular component: npBAF complex; nBAF complex; SWI/SNF complex. Lineage: Eukaryota; Metazoa; Chordata; Actinopteri; Labriformes; Labridae. The transcript has 28 exons. Gene Ontology annotation, molecular function: histone binding; nucleosomal DNA binding.